Molecule: messenger RNA, 6837 nt
Organism: Mugil cephalus (flathead mullet)
Lineage: Eukaryota; Metazoa; Chordata; Actinopteri; Mugiliformes; Mugilidae
Gene: leng8
Product: leukocyte receptor cluster (LRC) member 8
Exons: 15
Coding region: 325-2865 (846 amino acids)
Cellular component (GO): nucleus
Source: RefSeq, a predicted model, not a curated record
UGACUUGGCUGAUUUCAUGGAGCUGCCAUUUUGUAUCUCCACUAACCGUCAGAUCAAGUUGGUCGUCAAAGAAGAAGGAAACAAAUGUGCUAAUGUUCAGUUUGUGUUUUUAUUUACGUAUUGCACCAGGUUAUAUUAAAAAUCCUUCAGUUAGAUAGCGUAAUUCGCGACCGGCUGGCACUUCUUUUCGUAAUCAGACAGUUUACAACGACGUCUUGUUUACCUUUUGCGGUAGUAGGAGAGCUAACGCUAACGUUAGCCCGGACGUUAGCUUAGCUAGCUACUAGCGUUAGCUUUCUAACGCAAAUUUAAACCUGUGGCGAAAUGGCGGCCAACACGACACAGGCAACCCCGACAACUAACUGGUCCUAUGGUGGUACUGGAGAAGGCCAGGUUCAUGAAAAUCCUGAAUGGGAGAAAGCAAGACAGGCUCUAGCGUCCAUUAACAAGAAUCAGACCUCUGCUAAGACUGCACAAGCUAACCAGACCACAGCAGAGGCCAGCCAGUUUCAGCCAGCAGUAACUGACUCUACUGCCAUGCAGCAGAGUCAGUACUAUCCGUGGUACCAGCAAACUCAACAGCACUAUCCUGGAUAUACAUACCCCUAUAACUACUAUUACCCCAUGGCUCCAUAUGGAGGUGCAUAUCCACCAAAUCAGUACGGUGUACCCCCAGGACAGUACCCAGGAACUCCAACUUCCAAUGGACAGCCUCCUCCAGUGCCUGGAAUGGAAGACCAGUCUUCCAGCUACUCCUCCCAAACCCAACCCCCUCCCCCUGCUGCUCCCCAGCCACCCCAGAGCCCAACCACCUCAGAAAACCCCCCUCCUCCUCCACCCCCACCCAUUCCUCCACCACCCAACUCCCAGUACCCCCCUCCUCCAUCACAAAAUGCUUAUACUGCCAACAACUCGAUGCCAUACCCACCUGGUGACCCCAACCAAAUGCAAGUCUACAAUCAUUCCCAAGGAAGGACAAACUAUGGCCAGAGCUUCCAGGCCCAGAACACCUAUCAGCCCUCUCAGAAUAACUCUCAGCAACAACAGCAACAGAGUCAGUAUGUACCUGGACUCGGUAGAGGGGAGGCCAACAAAAACAAGAACCAAAAGCAAGGACAGCAGCUCUGGCACCGUAUGAAACAGGCCCCUGGGGCAGCUGCCGUGAAGUUCAAUCUUCCCAAGAGGCCCUAUCAGGUUCAGUGUUCCCCGCUUUCCAAUCAGGCUUUUCCUCCAGGUGAGCAGCCCUCAGGAAUGAAUCAAACACCUUCCUCUCCCGCUACUGCCAGUGCUGCACCUGGAGGUGCUCAGACCCGACCCCAGGACUGGCCACAAGCCAUGAAAGAGUAUGUGCAGCGCUGUUUCACCGCCUGUGAGACGGAGGAAGACAAAGAUCGUACAGAGAAGGUGCUGAAGGAAGUUCUGCAGGACCGGUUAAAGGAUGGUUCUGCUUACACCAUUGAUUGGACUCGUGAACCACUGCCAGAACUAAAAGUCAAGCAGGCACAAUGGGAUACUGUUUCAUCCCAGAGGACUUCAGACAACUCAUUGAACCGUGGUGGAAGCACAGUGGCUGCAGCUUCAAGAGGAAGGGGCGGAGGACACAGAUUAGGCCACUACAGGAAUGUUUUUUCUCAAAGGAGCCCAUCGUCUAGUUCGUCCCGAUCCUCCUCCCGCUCACCAUCGCCUUCACAUGGCAGACACAGAGAUCGCAGCAACCAAAGACACAGGCGCAGUGAUUCUGACUCACAGUCAGACAGCAGCAUCUCAAGUGACCUGCGAACUCAUCUGUCAAGGCGUAAUCAGAAAGGAGGACGCGGCCGUGGUAAUGACAAGGAUAGAGGACGUGGAGGUGGAGAAAGAGGCAGAGGAAGAGGAGGAAAAUCCAACAGAGGAAGACGAAAUGCGGAGGAUUCCAAUUCAGCUACUGGAAAGAAGAGGAAAGGCGGCAGUGCUGGUAUGGAUUUCCAUGACCCCAACAGAGAAGCUAAGAAGCAGAGCAGAGCAGCUCGCUUCCACAAGCAGCUGCGCUCGGAGCCCCUGGUUCUCUCCAUCAAUGCUCUGGACCUACCUGAUGGAACCCAGGAGGGCCUUAGCUGGGAGGACUGCCCCAUUGUGGGAACAUGUCAGGAUAUCACCAAGUCCUACCUGAGGCUCACCUGUGCCCCUGACCCUUCCACUGUGCGCCCUGUACAUGUGCUGAGAAAAUCUAUGCAGGCUGUGAAAGCACAUUGGAAGACCCACCAGGACUACGUCUAUGCCUGUGAACAGAUGAAAUCCAUACGACAGGACCUCACGGUCCAAGGAGUCCGUACUGACUUCACAGUGGAAGUGUACGAGUGCCAUGCACGCAUUGCUCUGGAGAAAGGAGACCAUGAGGAGUUCAACCAGUGUCAGACCCAGCUGAAGGCCCUGUAUAAGGACAAUCCCUCUGAGAACAUUGGAGAGUUUACAGCCUAUAGAUUACUGUAUUACAUCUUCACUAAAAACUCUGGAGAUUUGACCACUGAGUUGGUGUACUUGACACCUGCGCUGCGGGCAGACGUUUGUGUGGCUCAUGCUCUUGCACUCCGUGCUGCCUGGGCAUUAGGAAACUUUCGCCGUUUCUUUAAACUCUAUCUGGAAGCCCCACGCAUGGCUUCGUACCUCAUUGACAAGUUUGUAGAAAGAGAACGAAAGAUCGCACUCCGGGCCAUAGUCAAAACAUUUAGACCCGACGUACCAGUGCAGUAUGUGCAGUCUGCUCUGGGCUUCACAUGCUUAGACUCCUGUAUGGCCUUUUUAACUGGGCUAGGUGUCACGUUCACUCCAUCUGAUCCCCAAAAAAUAGACUGCAAAACCAGCACAGCCUCUUUGGCUGCUUCCUGAGGGGGUUGGGGGGGGGGGUAGCCCAGUGAAGGGAGAUGCUAGGGGGCCAACAUGGAUCCUUACAUGUUCAAUGCUCUGUACUUCAGACACCUCAGUCAGUCCAGAUAAGAGUAGCAGCAGACACAUACCUGUCAGACCAAUACAGACAGAUACAUGCUAGUUAGGUAUGUUGUCAGACCUCAAAUGCUGAACUGUUUUAAAAAUGAAAAGGAAUAUCUGCACACACUGUCACCCAGAUAGCCUAAAGUCAUCUAAUUACAUUUUUGAUGGCAGGAUAGCGAGGGAGCAAUUUAGAUUUUGCAUCAUGUAAUUUCAGCACUUGGAGGCCAAGAAGUUACAAGCAGAUCAGGGAUGCGCUUACCCUCAUGGUUCCUUUACCACCAUCAGAUUUCAAAGCUAACAGUGUUCUGUUAUGUUUUUCCUUCCUCAAGUCAACAGCUCAAAGCCCCGAAGAUUCAAGCCGUGACAGUCGGAAAAAGGGAAAUGCAAACGGCCCUUCUUCAAGUCUUUCAUCCAGCACUUCACUCUUUGAAGUCAAGCCUACAGAAGUAAAUCAAAUCUACACCUUUAUCUUAGAGACUGUGAGAAGAUGGUGUAAAGAAGAGGUGGUGGUUUGUAUGUCCUGCCCUGCGAAUCGUCUAGAGGUGGCUGUUCAUCCUGUCCUUAUCUCCGCAUCCUGUCUGGCCCGUGAAAGGAAUGAACUGACGUCUCAAGUCUUGUUCCUGAUUUAGUUCUUCAAGUCUCGAUCUGAUGAGCACUGACUUUGUAUGAUAAAGCUUAAGUGUUCUUCCUCACUCCAUCACACUCCAAGAUAAGCUUCACCUUCGUAGUCCCAGCAUCCGAAAGCAGAGUGGGAUUCUUCCAUCUUCCUCAGGUAGAAGUUCCUGCCGUCACCUGGAACCCAGCACAGUCCGUUCACAACCACGAGGCCUGUUUCAUCCACGCUGACCAUCCGAACCUCACCAGCUGUUCAAGAGAAAUAGGAUCCAUCGGCGGAUAACGCUGAAGGAGAAUUCCCUGUGGUGGAGAAAAACACGAAGGAAACCUGCAGCUUCUUCCAGAAGGAAUAACGAGUGGUUUGUAUGCUACGUCUGGUUCUGGUGUCUGCAAGGCUGGUAAGAGAAAGGGACUUCUGGAGUGUGGCGAAUGACGACGCACCAGAGAUGUUGCCUCACAUUUCUUCUGUUAAAUGUUCUUUGUCUUGCUUUUUGUGGACAGCAGUAUUGGCCUCUCUCUUGACCAAUGGAAAUAAUUAUGGAACAGCAAUCAGGCUUUCAGUAAGGUUGCUCUUUGGAUAAAUGAGAUGUCAGAACAAAUUUGACAAUAUCCAAAAAGUACCAAAACUGGAUUCGGUGAGAUCCCAGAAAUUUUACUACUAGAUUCGGCUGCUGUCUGAAUGUCCUGCCACAGUAUUUAAACAUGAAUUUGGAAAUGAUGUAGACAGUAAUGUAAUAAAAAGGUGUGUGUUACUUGAGUGCAGACUAAUGCUAUUACGUCUGUUUUCCUUGUAGCGCUAACCUUUGUAACGUAAAAGCUGCCGUUCCAGCAGAAACUGGUCGGCUUACGUGAAAGGUUUCCAUGGCAGUGGAGCCGUCUUAUUGAAACUCCAAUGUGAUUUAGAUCUAUUUGUCUUCAGGACGCUUGUGCUUUUUAGGACCCAGAAUGAUACUAGUGGCAUUAAAUACUUUGAUAGAUGAUAAUUGGGAAAAUAUCUCGUAAAUCCCUUGUAAUGUUUAAAAUUAAUCAGCUAAAACAUGUCAACAGUAACUAUCUCACACUGGCUACCUUUGUGCUGCCUUUUUUUUUUUCUUUUUUUUUUUUUUUUUUGCAUAUCGAAGGAUGUACUGAGAUUGGAAGCCUAAGUCCAGAGCGUUCCCAUUUUAAGCAUGGAGGUUUUUAUUGACCAGUAUUAAUUACCAUUGUUGAAACAUUGCAGAGUGUGGUGUAAUGCAUCGGAACAAACGUGAACACAGGCUUGCUGUACAAUCCACAUGUUUACUUAUCGACAGAGUAUAUUUUUGUAAAUAAUGUAUGAUAUUACUGUGAUUGUUUUUCUUCAAGUAGUGCAUAGUUGUUGGGGUUUUUUUUUGUUGUUCACACAUGGGUAAGUGUGAUUUAUUUUAAUUUUUCUUUCUCCUUGAUUUCACAAUACUCUUAGACCGUUUAUCUGAACAUGUAAACACAGACAGGUCUGGAUUGGGUUGUGCUGUUUCAUGGUCGCACCAGUGGACACGGUGGAGAAGUCGAUGCUGUUUCUCUCACUAUAGCCUGAAGACGUUGUUUUUCACAGGCUGUCCGACCAAAUUCUGGCAAGAUGUCAUCAGAUUGAUAUGAGAAAAAAAAAAAAAAAGUUGCUGUUGUUGAAAUCAACCCUUUAGCCAGUGAAUCACACUUGUGUUGCCGAGCUUGUGUUGGCAGAUUGGUUCACUCCAAGCUCUCAACACAUUCCCCUGCAAACCUUUGUCAACUGCUCAUUGUUGACCAUUAUUUUAGCAAACUUUUCGUAAUGAAAAUGAUCUCAACAUGUCUCCUUUCUUCCCCCCUCCUUCAUUUAUCUCCUGCCCUCCCUCCGUCCUAUUCGCUGCCCCCCCCCCCCCCCCCACCCCCCCCCCCACCCCCCACUCCCCUCCUACCCCUUGAACCUUCCUCCCACACGCCACCAGACGUCUCAUCCUUCAGCCUGCAGCGCUGCUGCGUUGCAGGAGCACAUGGGAGCGAUAAGUGGGCGAACCUCUUCCCAGACGCCUGCCAGAGGGAGAGUGAAUUGUGAGCAAUCCAAGUCUUGCUUUGACCCACUCGAGUUGAAGCCAUACAGCUGAUAAAACACAUGGGAGCCUCACAUAAUGAAAUGUGGAACAUGUGGAUGUGCUGCUGAUGUGAUUUGCUGCUAAUAUUUAAUUAUUUUUUUUUAUUUCCUUUUUUUUUUUUUUUUGAGAUACCUGUUCUAAAACAAUGUUAGAUUAUUAACUAAGUUGCCAUGUACUGCUAGUUUCUGUUUGUCCAGAUGCAUUUGCACUUUUUGAAAAAUGUUUGCAGAUAAUUGAUAGAUGUGCUUGAGUGGUUUUGUUAAGAAUUAUUUAGUCAUUUGCAGAAUUGAGUUACAGCUUUGCUUUGAGAGUUUGAGCCCUUGGCAACAAAAAUGUGUCUGGACAUACAGAACAUAUCCUCAAAAGUCAAUUAGAUAUAGAUAUACAGUGUAGUCUUUUCUUUACAUUUUGAGGUCUUAAGCUCAUAUCAUUUGAAAUGCUGGUGUGUGCUCCCAUGCUUAGGAUUCACGUGAUUGAUUGACCACUUGUGUAGGAUUUUUAUGCAGGUUAGAUAGUGUAUAUGUGAUGUCUCAGGUUUUCAGCACUGAAACAACCAAGGAUGUUUGCUAUUAUUAUUUUUUUAUGUUAUUAUUUAGUAAAUUCACCCCUGGAUGACUAACGGUACACAUUUUCAUUUAGUUUUGUUCCCCCUCUGGUGCCUGAGUCAUGUUUUCUGUAUUUUCUGCUCCCAUGUUACUGUAUACCUCCAUCAGUCUUUGUAACUCCUUCCUCGAUAUUUGACACUGGAAGAUCCUCCUCCCCUCACCUGUGUUCAUCUCCUGCCAUUUCUUUUUAACUAGUCUUUCUUUCUUUCUCUUUUUUCCUCUCCUUGCAUGAACUCCUCUCCCCCCUCUUCUGCUCUCUUCCCACAUACCUCUAACCAGUAUUUGUUUUCAUUCUUUUCCUUUUGUGUUGAGUUUGUCUGUGACUGUUGGCUGCGUGCAGCUAGUCACUCUAAAUAGUAAGUAUUAUACGACGUCUGCAGAACUUUAAUAGUUUUACGUUGCAGCUCACUAACAACUGAAGCUGAAGGUUUAUCUGCAACGCAUCCUCCCCGGCCCUCAUUCCCAUACACACAGAUCUGAUAUGACGAACUGCCAUUUUGUAAAUACUGUGUAAAUACUAUCUUUUGAAAAAAUCUAAUAAAAUUCAAGUAUAAAGAGCA